Messenger RNA from Coccinella septempunctata (seven-spotted ladybird), 530 nucleotides. RefSeq lists its product as uncharacterized. Bases 1 to 405 code for a protein of 134 amino acids. The record is from RefSeq and is a predicted model, not a curated record. NCBI's taxonomy places the organism in Eukaryota, Metazoa, Arthropoda, Insecta, Coleoptera, Coccinellidae. The transcript is spliced from 3 exons.
AUGUGUGUGAACUAUGUGGAAUACAGCAAACUUCCCCCGAUAUUUUGGGCAGAUGAUUUCGAUAACUGUAUGCUGUUGGGAGAAGAAGGACUUUAUUGCACGAUCGAUUUCAAACUCCUACCAAUUGACAGAGGGAAUGUCAGCAUACAAUGGAAAAAUAUACAGGAAUUGAUGAAAAAUCCGAAGAGAUACCAGCACGAUUUACUAAGACACGGAAUAUGCAUACCGACCACCUGUCCCAGUGUAACCAGAAAUGUCGAGAUGAUUUCGAAAUUUAAGGAUAAAUUGACCAAGUGUUACAACAAGAAAUUCGUUAGCGAUGGACUAUAUGGCGAAAUAACUCACAUGCACUGUCAGAAUAACAUAAAGUUAUUCUUCGAUGUAUACGAUAUAUCAAUGAUGUAAGUUUAUUUGAAUAUUCUUUUCGACUCAUUCGGCGAAACAAUUAUUUUGUCGAUAUGCACAUAUUGCAGAAACUCAUACACGACAUUAUGAAUGAGAUACCUAUUAUUUGUAAUCAGUGAUGUACC